CGGAGCCCGGAAGUGGCUGCCCGGGCAGAGGAGAGUGGGGAUGGCUCAGGCCCCGCGCUGAGGAAGGGACAGGUGCGCUGCGGCGCUGAAGCGGGAGCCAGAGCCGGAGUCGGAACCCGAGCGUUACCAUGUCCACGCAGAGACUUCGGAACGAGGACUUCCGUGACUACAGCUCCACUGACGUGAGCCCCGAGGAGAGCCUGUCUGAAGGCCUGAACAACUUCUCUUCCCCAGGAUCCUACCAGCGGUUCGGGGAAAGCAACAGCACAACAUGGUUCCAGACCCUGAUCCACCUGUUAAAAAGCAACAUUGGCACAGGACUCCUGGGGCUGCCUCUGGCGGUGAAAAACGCAGGCAUCUUGAUGGGUCCCCUCAGCCUGCUGGUGUUAGGCCUCGUGGCUGUGCACUGCAUGGCUAUCCUGGUGAAGUGCGCGCACCACUUCUGCCGCAGACUGAACAAGCCCUUUGUGGACUACGGGGAUACAGUGAUGUAUGGCCUGGAAGCCAGCCCCAUCUCCUGGCUUCGGAACCACGCACACUGGGGAAGACACAUUGUGGACUUCUUCCUGAUCGUCACGCAGCUGGGGUUCUGCUGUGUCUACUUUGUCUUUCUGGCUGACAACUUUAAACAGGUGAUAGAAGCGGCCAACGGGACCACCAACAACUGCCACAACAACGAGACGGUGGUCCUGACGCCCACCAUGGACUCAAGGCUCUACAUGGUCUCCUUCCUGCCCUUCCUGGUGCUGCUGGUGUUCGUCCGGAACCUCCGAGCCCUGUCCAUCUUCUCCCUGCUGGCCAACAUCACCAUGGUGGUCAGCCUGGUCAUGAUCUACCAGUUCAUUGUUCAGGAUAUCCCAGACCCCAGACCCCUCCCGUUGGUGGCAUCCUGGAGGACCUACCCUCUGUUCUUUGGCACUGCCAUUUUUGCAUUUGAAGGCAUUGGGAUGGUUCUGCCCCUUGAAAACAAAAUGAAGGAUCCCCGGAAAUUUUCGCUUAUCCUCUACGUGGGAAUGGCUAUCAUCACUGCCCUCUACGUCAGCCUGGGGAGCCUGGGGUACCUGCAAUUUGGCGCUAACAUCCAAGGCAGCAUAACCCUCAACCUGCCCAACUGUUGGCGUCUUGGCCAUCCUCGUCCCCCGCCUGGACCUGGUCAUCUCCCUGGUGGGCUCCGUGAGCAGCAGUGCCCUGGCCCUCAUCAUCCCGCCCCUCCUGGAGAUGGCCACCUACUACUCAGAGGGCAUGAGCCCCGUCACCAUCAUCAAGGACGCCCUGAUCAGCAUCCUGGGCUUCGUGGGCUUUGUGGUGGGGACGUGUGUGACCCUCUACGAGCUGAUCCAGCCGAGCAGUGCUCCCAUCUUCAUCAACUCCACCAGUGCCUUUGCAUAGCGGGCUGGGUGCAUUCCCUGCACGGCCCGCUCCGCCCUGUAUGUUCCCCAGCACCUGGCCCCAGAGCCUCAAGUAGGGUCCAGGCUCUGGGGAAAGGCAAGGUUGCCGUCCAGAUACCCAUACGUGGCACUUGGGUACCCUGAGCCAGGUAGGAAUGAGGGCAGGGCAGAGGGUGGGCAGUGGAUACGCAGGAGGUACCUCUAGGGGCAGUGCUGUCUCUGUUGAUUUGUACUUAUUUUAACCUGGAACUUUUCAAUUCUUCUCCCUAAUCAUGCCUCCUCCCUUACUGCCGGCCUCUCUCCUUCUGACCCACCUCACCCAAGUUAUUCUGUUGCACAACUCACUUUAUUUAAAAUUUUUAGUGUCUCCCACCUCAUGUUUUCUCCUUGCCCGGGCCAGGCCUAGAUGAGGUAAGUGGGAAUUCCCCACUUUGUCAAGCUGGGCCUGUCUCUCACCUCUCUCCCAUAUAUUUUACCUCCGUAUUCUCUUAACUGUUCAAGUCUCCACCUAGUAGUGGAGCCUACCUAGUAGUUUAAAACCAGCCCCCAAAGCUGGAGUUUUUAGCCUUUACUCUCUCUGGCUGGCUGUGACCCUCGGCGACACUUCCUCUUCUCCAGUUUCCUCGAGUGGGUCACGAUACUGUUAUCAUCUUAGUUGCUUGGACUCCUGAAAGAUAGUAAGUGCUGCCAAAAUUGAAAAUACUUUUAUUUUAUUUAAAAAUCAGCUUUUGUUUUUACUGUCUCUGGAUCUGGGGCUGUUAUGAAUUAUUCCUUCCUCGGUAAACUCUUACUCAGCUUCUCCCUCUGAGAAGAAACUUAGUCCAGGAGGUGUCUGCUUAGACCCUCAGCACCCUUGGCUCAGGACCCCAGAGCUUUUCAUCAGGGUCAUCGAAGUGUGGACCUCUGUGGGGGGCCACGGACUUUGCCUCCCAUCCACCAGCCCGAUCUCCUACUGAGAAGACGUGAAGGACUCGGGAGAUGUUUGCCAGUGCGCAAGGCCAAGGGGAAGGAUGGCCACAUGGGGCAUGUUUUUCUCCCUAGGAGGCUUAGAAAACCACCGCUUUGUGCGUCCAGGCCUGUUUCCCAGCCUCAGCCCUGGAUGGACAGGCGGCACGGCAGCGUGCAGGACUCUUGCUGUGAACGAGAACACGAGGCCAGUGUGCACAGAGCGUGUGAAAUUCAGUUCCUACAGUUUGCAGCAGCUGGUCCAACAUUACGCGUGGUGCUCAGUUGUCCACAGUCCCCGGAGGAUGGGGAGGAUGGGGCAGAAGCGGUGCCCCACCCUGAGCUGCCUCGAGGACCUGGACUUCUGAAGGAACUGCUUGGUUGGGACUUCGGUCUCCUGUGUUCUGAACACUAAUGUGCCCUUGUCGCUCCCCCUGCAUGCCUCCCUGGGGCUCAGAAAAGAAGCAGCCUCGGGGCUGACUCGCCUCAAGGUCAGCCUUCAGGUUUGGGGACAGACUGCAGAGAAGGCAGGGGAAGGUCCGUUGCCUUGCUUUCAGCUGCCUCUUCUUCCCUCUUGGUGUGAGAAGUAUUGCAGAGGAUGUUCAUUGACUCUCUGUCUCUUGAGCUGUGUGUGUGUGUGUGUGUGUGUGUGUGUG
Messenger RNA from Hippopotamus amphibius kiboko, 2989 nucleotides. RefSeq names its product solute carrier family 36 member 1 (gene SLC36A1). The transcript is spliced from 10 exons. The record is from RefSeq and is a predicted model, not a curated record. Gene Ontology annotation, biological process: proton transmembrane transport; L-alanine transport; proline transmembrane transport. The coding region runs from base 129 to 1532 and encodes 467 amino acids. Gene Ontology annotation, cellular component: vacuolar membrane. NCBI's taxonomy places the organism in Eukaryota, Metazoa, Chordata, Mammalia, Artiodactyla, Hippopotamidae. Gene Ontology annotation, molecular function: L-alanine transmembrane transporter activity; L-proline transmembrane transporter activity; amino acid:proton symporter activity.